Merops nubicus (carmine bee-eater) is the source of this 2402-nucleotide messenger RNA. It is a transcript of the gene TOP3B, whose product is annotated as topoisomerase (DNA) III beta. Gene Ontology annotation, biological process: DNA topological change. The record is from RefSeq and is a predicted model, not a curated record. Gene Ontology annotation, molecular function: DNA topoisomerase type I (single strand cut, ATP-independent) activity; DNA binding. Lineage: Eukaryota; Metazoa; Chordata; Aves; Coraciiformes; Meropidae. The annotation marks the transcript as partial. The transcript has 15 exons. Gene Ontology annotation, cellular component: nucleus.
UCAGGAAAAUACAACAGCUGGGACAAAGUGGAUCCAGCAGAACUUUUUAGCAAAGCUCCCACAGAAAAGAAAGAAGCUAAUCCCAAACUGACCAUGGUGAAGUUUUUACAGGUGGAGGGAAGAGGCUGUGAUUGUAUUGUCUUGUGGUUGGAUUGUGAUAAGGAAGGUGAAAACAUCUGUUUUGAAGUUCUUGAUGCUGUUCUUCCUGUUAUGAACAAACCUCGUAGCUCCGAAAGGACGAUUUACAGAGCUAAGUUCAGUUCUAUUACUGACACAGACAUCUGCAAUGCCAUGAACCACUUGGGAGAACCCAAUCGCAAUGAAGCUCUUUCAGUGGAUGCUCGCCAGGAGCUGGAUCUUAGAAUUGGCUGUGCGUUUACAAGGUUUCAGACUAAAUAUUUUCAGGGGAAAUACGGGAAUUUAGACAGCUCUCUCAUCUCCUUUGGGCCAUGUCAGACCCCAACACUUGGAUUCUGUGUUGAAAGACAUGACAAAAUCCAGUCAUUUAAGCCUGAGACUUACUGGGUGUUGCAAGCUAAAGUGAACCCUGAAAAAGAAAGUUCUCUCACUUUGGAUUGGGAUAGAGUGAGGAUGUUUGAUCGUGAGAUUGCUCAAAUGUUCCUGAAUAUAACAAAGAUGGAAAAAGAAGCAAAGGUAGAAUCUGUGAGUAAAAAAGAGAAGGUGAAGCAGAGACCACUGGCUCUGAACACGGUAGAGAUGCUACGAGUGGCCAGUGCUGCUUUAGGAAUGGGUCCUCAGCAUGCUAUGCAAAUAGCAGAGCGUCUUUAUAUGCAGGGUUAUAUUAGCUACCCUCGAACAGAAACUACCCAUUACCCAGAAAACUUUGACUUGAAAGGAUGUUUGAGACAGCAAGCCAAUAAUCCUUACUGGGCAGAAACUGUUAAAGCAUUGCUAUCAGAAGGCAUUAAUCGUCCCAGGAAAGGCCACGAUGCAGGCGACCAUCCUCCCAUCACCCCAAUGAGAGCUGCAACAGAAGCAGAAUUAGGUGGAGAUGGAUGGCGACUGUAUGAGUAUAUAACGAGGCAUUUCAUUGCCACUGUCAGUGCUGACUGCAAGUACCUGCAAACCACCAUUUCUUUCAGUAUUGGCCCUGAACGUUUUACCUGUAUUGGAAAAAUGGUAACUUCACCAGGGUUCACAGAAAUUAUGCCAUGGCACAGCAUCCCAUUAGAAGAGAGCCUUCCCCCCAGUGAGAAAGGAGAUCUUUUUCCAAUUGGUGAAAUAAAAUUGCUGGAAAAGCAAACCAGUCCUCCUGACUACCUGACAGAAGCAGAGCUUAUCACUCUGAUGGAGAAGCAUGGCAUUGGAACUGAUGCAAGUAUUCCGGUCCACAUUAACAACAUCUGCCAGCGAAACUAUGUCACAGUGGAGAGUGGUCGGAGACUGAAGCCUACAAACCUUGGCAUUGUUCUGGUUCAUGGUUAUUAUAAAAUAGAUGCAGAAUUGGUUCUACCUACGAUCCGCAGUGCUGUAGAGAAGCAACUCAACUUAAUAGCUCUGGGCAAAGCAAAUUAUCAUCAGGUUCUGGAGCACACCCUUGACAUUUUCAAAAGGAAAUUCCAUUAUUUUGUGGAUUCUAUUGCAGGUAUGGACGAACUGAUGGAAGUGUCUUUUUCACCCUUGGCUGCCACAGGUAAACCCCUUUCCCGCUGUGGUAAAUGCCAUCGUUUCAUGAAGUAUAUUCAGGCCAAACCAAGUCGUCUACACUGCUCUCACUGUGAUGACACCUACAGCCUCCCACAGAAUGGUACCAUUAAACUCUACAAAGAGUUACGUUGUCCCCUAGAUGACUUUGAGCUGGUGUUGUGGUCAUCUGGAUCCAGAGGAAAGAGCUACCCACUCUGUCCAUACUGUUACAACCAUCCCCCCUUCAGGGACAUGAAGAAAGGAAUGGGCUGUAAUGAAUGCACCCACCCCACGUGCCAGCAUUCUCUUAGCAUGCUUGGAAUUGGGCAGUGUGUUGAGUGUGAGAAUGGGGUUCUGGUGCUAGACUCGACAUCAGGUCCCAAGUGGAAGAUGGCCUGCAACAAAUGCAAUGUGAUUGUGCAUUUCUUUGAGAAUGCCCACAAAGUCCGAGUGUCGCCGGAGACCUGCGACUUGUGUGAGGCAGCCCUUGUGGACGUAGAUUUUAACAAAGCCAAGUCUCCUCUGCCUGGUGAUGAGACCCAGCAUUUGGGCUGCGUAUUCUGUGAUCCUGUGUUUCAAGAUCUGGUGGAGCUGAAACACGCAGCCAUGAGGCACCCCAUGCACCGUGGGGGACAGGGAAGGAGGCAAGGUCGAGGAAGAGGUAAAGGCCGGAGGCCUGGGGGAAGACUCAAUCCAAAGAAACCCAAGGACAAAAUGGCAGCUCUGGCUGCUUACUUUGUAUAAUGGCCACACAA